This is a messenger RNA of Rhinolophus ferrumequinum (greater horseshoe bat), 2892 nucleotides long. It is a transcript of the gene FHIP2A, whose product is annotated as FHF complex subunit HOOK interacting protein 2A. The transcript is spliced from 17 exons. The coding region runs from base 343 to 2643 and encodes 766 amino acids. NCBI's taxonomy places the organism in Eukaryota, Metazoa, Chordata, Mammalia, Chiroptera, Rhinolophidae. The record is from RefSeq and is a predicted model, not a curated record.
CGCGGCGGGAAAAGCAGGCGGAAGGAACCGGACCCCGGCUGCCACCGUGUCCCAGCCGCCGCCGCCGCCGCCGCCGCCGCCGCCGCAGCGUCGCGGGGCCGGAGUCCGCGCGCAACGCUCGCCUCACCGCCCGCCACGUCGCAGCGCCCGCCCGAGCCGCCGCGCCGCCCGCGCACACCUGAAGCGGCCGGGCCCGGCCUGCCUCGGCCCUCUGCUCGUCCUCCCCGCUCCGCACCGGCCUUCACUCUGGAGCGGCCCCGGCAGCCGCAGCAGGGGCGGCGGCGGCGAAUCGAGGAGCUCUCUAGGUCGUCCCGGGAGAGGCUGCUGCAGUCCCGGGACAAGAUGUUCUCCAAGUUCACCUCUAUCUUGCAGCACGCCGUGGAGGCGCUAGCACCUUCUCUUCCUUUACAAGAAGAUUUCGUGUAUCACUGGAAGGCAAUUACCCAUUACUACAUAGAGACUUCAGAUGACAAAGCUCCAGUCACAGAUACAAAUAUUCCAUCUCAUCUGGAACAGAUGUUAGAUAUAUUGGUACAAGAAGAGAAAGAACGAGAAUCGGGAGAGACGGGGCCAUGUAUGGAGUAUUUGCUUCAUCACAAGAUCUUGGAAACAUUAUAUACCUUGGGGAAAGCUGACUGUCCGCCGGGAAUGAAACAGCAGGUCCUGGUGUUCUACACUAAACUUCUGGGAAGAAUUAAGCAGCCACUGCUUCCACACAUUAACGUGCACAGGCCAGUGCAGAAAUUAAUUCGACUAUGUGGUGAAGUCCUUGCAACACCAACGGAAAAUGAAGAAAUUCAGUUUCUCUGUAUUGUAUGUGCAAAACUGAAAGAAGAUCCCUAUUUGGUCAAUUUUUUUCUGGAGAAUAAGUUGAAGUCACUGGCUUCCAAAGGAGUACCAAAUGUGACUUCAGAAGACACAUUAAAAGGUCAGGAUUCCUUAUCAGCAGAUACAGGACAGCCCUGUCGGCCAGAGGAACUGUCCGGUGCCGCUGGGGUGGAGCAAACGGAGUUCGAAGAUGAGCCUCCGCAUCAGACAGAUGUCCUGUCCGCAAGCUUGGAUAAUCUCAGUGUCACUUCACUGCCAGAGGCCACAGUUGUUCGUCUAAACCAGGAUUACAAUUUAGUGAAUUCUCUGUUAAAUCUUACAAGAAGUCCUGAUGGCCGAAUAGCUGUGAAAGCCUGCGAGGGCUUGAUGCUGCUAGUGAGUUUGCCAGAGCCAGCGGCUGCCAAGUGCCUCACACAGAGCACGUGCUUGUGUGAGCUGCUGACAGACAGACUGGCCUCCCUGUACAAGGCCCUACCUCAAUCAGUGGACCCCUUAGAUAUUGAAACAGUGGAAGCAAUUAACUGGGGCUUGGACUCAUAUAGUCAUAAAGAAGAUGCUUCAGCAUUUCCAGGAAAACGAGCCUUAAUUUCAUUUCUUUCCUGGUUUGAUUAUUGUGAUCAACUCAUAAAGGAAGCACAAAAGACUGCUGCUGUUGCUCUUGCCAAAGCCGUUCAUGAAAGAUUUUUUAUUGGUGUUAUGGAACCGCAGUUAAUGCAAACUUCUGAGAUGGGCAUUCUGACAUCAACUGCUCUGCUUCAUCGCAUUGUUCGGCAAGUAACCUCUGACGUUUUGCUUCAAGAAAUGGUGUUUUUUAUCCUCGGAGAACAGCGAGAACCAGAAACUCUGGCAGAAAUUAGCAGACACCCUUUAAGACACAGGCUAAUUGAACAUUGUGAUCAUAUAUCUGAUGAGAUAAGCAUCAUGACAUUAAGGAUGUUUGAACACCUUUUACAAAAACCCAAUGAACACAUUCUUUACAACUUGGUCCUAAGAAAUCUUGAAGAAAGAAAUUACACAGAAUAUAAACCUGUGUGCCCAGAAGAUAAAGAUGUGGUGGAGAAUGGAUUGAUAGCAGGAGCAGUAGAUCUGGAAGAAGAUCCAUUAUUUACUGACAUUGCACCAGAUAACACUUUGUCAAACCAAGAGUGGCUUAGUUCUUCACCUCCCACUACUCCAGACCACCCCAAAAAUGAUGGGAAAACUGAAGUCCAUAAAAUUGUAAAUAGUUUUCUCUGUCUCGUACCGGAUGAAGCCAAAUCAUCCUACCAUGUUGAGGGCACUGGAUAUGACACCUACCUCCGAGAUGCUCAUAGGCAGUUCCGGGACUACUGUGCUAUCUGCUUAAGAUGGGAGUGGCCUGGGUCUCCAAAAGCAUUGGAAAAGUGCAAUUUAGAAGCAGCUUUCUUUGAAGGUCAUUUUUUGAAAGUUUUAUUUGACAGAAUGGGAAGAAUUCUUGAUCAGCCAUAUGAUGUAAAUUUACAAGUAACCUCGGUGUUAUCUAGACUUUCUCUCUUCCCUCAUCCACACAUACACGAGUACCUUUUGGAUCCUUAUGUGAACCUUGCUUCUGGCUGUAGAUCACUCUUCUCUGUAAUCGUCAGGGUUGUUGGAGACCUUAUGGUUAGAAUCCAGCGUAUUCAAGACUUUACUCCCAAGCUUCUGUUAGUCAGAAAGCGGUUACUUGCUUUAGAACCUGAAGGACCUGUCAGUAUUGACCACAUCACGUUGCUAGAGGGUGUGAUUGUGUUGGAAGAGUUCUGUAAGGAGCUGGCGGCAAUUGCAUUUGUGAAAUACCACGCUUCCUCCACACCGUAAAUGGCAUCUUUCAAGUAACUAAGGGAUCUAAGGGAACAGAACAAUUGUGUAAAUUUCAUCGAAAAAGUUCCACCCAGUGAAGAGAGGAUAAAAAGCCUUUUUAAGUGAAGUAUUGCUGUAAACUGGACAGAACCAUUACGGACCCCUUGAGUGGACAAUUUCAGUAAAAUGUUGUAAGAUGUUGUUUUCAUUGGCUUCAUCGUAAUGGUUCUAUAUAUAAAAUUGCACGUCCUUGAAUCCAGGAUACAA